CCUGGUCUCUUCCUCAGACAAGGUUGAGAUUGUGAACAAGCAUAAUGCCCUGAGGAGAGGUGUUCAGCCUACUGCCAGCGACAUGUUGGAAAUGAAAUGGAACAACGAGGCUGCAGCCAAUGCUCAGAAAUGGGCCAACACCUGCUCCAUGAAGCACAGCCCUGCCAGCUCCAGAGAGAUCAGCACUAGUGGCUGUGGGGAGAACCUGUACAUGUCCAGCUUCAAGAACACCUGGAGCAACGCCAUCCAGUCCUGGUAUGACGAGGUGAAGGACUGGCGCUACGGAGUGGGAGCCAUCAACGGAGGAAUGAUCGGACACUUCACACAGAUUGUUUGGUACAGGUCCAACUAUCUUGGCUGCGCUAUGGCCCACUGUCCCAACUCUGCAUACAAGUACUUCUACGUCUGCCAAUACUGUCCACCUGGAAACUACCAGUACGCUCGCCCCUACCAGCAGGGACCCACCUGCGGUGACUGCCCCAAUGCCUGCAACAACAAACUGUGCACCAACCCAUGUCCCUACGCUGAUAAGUACAGUAACUGUCCUGAUCUGAAGAAGCAGUGGGGCUGCAGCAAUGGUGACGUGGCCUCCUGGUGUCCCGCCUCCUGCAAGUGCACCAACCAGAUCAUUUAAAUGUCCACACAGGCUCUGACUCAUCAGUCAGUUUCAAUAAACGCACUCAUCAUUAAA
Dicentrarchus labrax (European seabass) is the source of this 691-nucleotide messenger RNA. Its product is annotated as serotriflin-like. The transcript has 6 exons. Lineage: Eukaryota; Metazoa; Chordata; Actinopteri; Moronidae. Gene Ontology annotation, cellular component: extracellular region. The coding region runs from base 83 to 634 and encodes 183 amino acids. The record is from RefSeq and is a predicted model, not a curated record.